CUAUAAUCCAGACCUGCCAAAGUUCCAAAAGAGCGCCUUCACUCUUCUGUCAGUGCCUGGAGAAACGACGAAGUUAGAUACAGACUAUUGGACUUUUCUAUGCUUCACGGCCGAGGGAUUUGCAUUUCAAGACGAGAAACUAUAAUCACCAUCCCUCAAAUGUCAGUCAAUCUACUAUAUCGCAGCAGCUAUGAAAAGAAUUGUGAUCCAUUGGGACUCAAUACUGAAAGGCAUCGAAAGAAUCAUUGAUGGUCACAUGUUUAUGUACCCAGAGAAACUGCAAGCUACUUUCGUCGAGAAUGAGUCAUUUUCUCAGUCUCGAAAGUUCUAUUGGGCUAUCAAAUCGAUUAACGAGUUCGUCAAAUACUUGAGCGACGACAUCCAGCAGUGGAAAUUGUACCGGGAAGCUCGUGUGGCCCGGUUCAUCGUACCGAAGACCGAACACUUCAGAAUCGCCAAAAACAUGGGCAAGCCAUGGUAUUCUGUCAAGGCCGCCGGCGAGGCGGCAACAACGGCCUGCGAGGAGCUAGAGGGCUUACGGCGGCGGUUUGAAAGCAGAUUGGAGGAAGUGAAAGUCAUGAGGGAUGGGCUCUUCAACGCUAGCGCUGUUAUCGAGAGUCGCUCAGCAACUCGACUAGGCGAAAACGUCAUGCUUCUGACGUACAUAACCAUCUUCUUCCUCCCUCUUGCAUUCUGCAUGUCCGUCUGGAGCAUCAACGAAGCCUAUGGACGAAAGACUCUCGCCUGGGUUUCUGUCCUCGUAGCUCUCGCCACAUACCUAGCCACGUUCAAUCUCAACAACGUAGUGCGGAUUCUUCGAGGCGCGGUGAACGCAGUGUAUGAGCCACGAAAAACAGCUCUUGUUCUCGCUAUGGUCAAGGACGAGAAGAUUGAGUGGAGAGAUACGGGCAAGAAGUUCGAGGCGUACCGGCUGAUCCGCCCGGAUGACACCCCUUCCGAAUGGAAUAUUCCUUUAUUUGCUUUGCGGAAGAUUGUACGGGGUUUUCUGGGACAUUUUAAGAGAAGAGGGUGGUGAGAAGCAGACCGCGUAGGCUUUCAGCAAACUGAGAUUUGUGAUGCUCUGCAAAAUGUUCCCGCUUUCAGUAUUAUAUAAGGAUGAGAAUAAAAAGAG
Hyaloscypha bicolor E is the source of this 1132-nucleotide messenger RNA. RefSeq lists its product as uncharacterized. Gene Ontology annotation, molecular function: metal ion transmembrane transporter activity. Gene Ontology annotation, biological process: metal ion transport; transmembrane transport. The transcript has 4 exons. Lineage: Eukaryota; Fungi; Ascomycota; Leotiomycetes; Helotiales; Hyaloscyphaceae. The record is from RefSeq and is a predicted model, not a curated record. Gene Ontology annotation, cellular component: membrane. The coding region runs from base 191 to 1036 and encodes 281 amino acids.